AUGCGCAUAAAUGGGACUCAUGUUGUAUCUCAGCUGAUUCCAUCGCGCCCGCAGCUCGCUGUCAGGCAUGGCGCAUUCUUCACUCAUCGGUGUCAUGUUCACCGAACCAUCUGCCACCAUGCCCGCCGUCCUCUCCUACGCGUUGGAGCUCCGGUUCCCGGUCAGCAUUUCGACAGAAGAGGUGCAAAGACAAAAUCUACAGUGAAGCUGAAGGAUAUUCCGCAAGGAGCGUUAAAGCUGGAGCCAUAUGACAAUGGAACGGAUGAAGCGCCUCGAUACCCCACGGUUCUCCAGGGACACAGGAACAAUAUGCAGAAGUUCAGGAACUGCGUCGUUUUGACGAGAGUAGGAGGCUUCUACGAGUUGUACUUUGAGCAAGCUGAAGAAUUAGCAGCAUCGCUCAACAUUAAGCUUGCCUCCCGGAGAACCAGUGCUGGGCCGGUGCCCAUGGCCGGGUUUCCUUACUUCCAGUUAGAUCGCUUCCUGAAAAUUCUUGUCCAAGAUCUCAACAAGUACGUGGCUAUCAGCGAGGAGUUUGCAAACGGUGCAGAAGAUAAAGCACGAUCGGGUGGUCUUCUCUUUGAUCGCAAGGUGGCCAGGAUUAUUACACCUGGGACAUUGAUCGAUGAGAAGUUUAUGGAUCCUACGGAGAACAACUUUUUGCUGGCAGUGUACCUCGAUGUUCCGGCGUUGAAAGCACAAUUGGAGCGGCAGGAUGGAUCAUCGGAGCAACACGUAUUGUCGUCUGCAUCACAGCACGUAGGCUUGUCAUGGCUGGACCUGUCAACCGGUGAUUUCUUCACGCAGCACACAACGGCACAGAUGCUCCCAUCCGCCAUUGCCAGGAUCGGGGCUCGCGAAAUCCUCGUGGACCAGAAACUUCAAGACUUGGUUGGACAGGAGCUGCAGCUGCUUCUUGGGCAGGAACAUCGGUUGCUUACCUUCUUCCAGCUCCCUCAAAAGGUUGCCCCAAUGUCAGAAUGGAGUUCUAUGCUGGAAACACCAAUUCCUACCAAGGCCAUCGAUUCCUUCACGGUUGAAGAAGUUGCUGCUGGCUAUAGUCUAUUGGAGUACAUUCGGGUUCAGUUACAGCGGUCAGAUAUGAAACUUCAGCCUCCCCGUCGUCGCCACUUGGAUGAAUCGAUGAGUAUUGAUCGGAAUAGCUUGAGGGGAUUGGAGAUUGUAGAAACUGCUCGAGACGGGUUUGGGAAGGGCAGUUUACUUCAUGCUGUCCGGCGAACCUCUACUAAAAGUGGGGCCCGCUUGCUGAGAGAUCGUUUAACAUCUCCUUCUACUUCGCUACAUGUUAUCAAUGAACGGCUUGAUCUCGUCUCCUCAUUCAUGGAAGAGGAAGACCUACGUGAUGGUGUUACGCAGUUGCUGAAACGCAGCUAUGACGCCCAGCGCUUGGUUCAAAAGUUCACUCUAGGCCGGGGAGAUCCAGAUGAUUUGAUUUGCCUUUCUAGAGCGAUAGAAGCUUCAAAGGAGAUUAAGCGGGUUUUAUCAUAUGCAAGCUCGGGAUCCAAUUCGCAGGUGAAUGAAAGCCUGGCCACCAUGGUUGAUCGACUUCAUCUCGAUGGGCCUAGUGUGUUGGCAGAUCGUAUCUCGGCCGCCAUUGAUGAGGAGGGUCUGCUACAGAAGCAGCGCAUUGAAGAUGACACCGCUGCUGAAGCGGCAAUGCUGGCGCAAAAAGUGACCAUCGACGAAGGCAUGCCAGGGGAUCUUGAGUCUUUACCAAAGAAAGUGAAAAGCAAAAACAAUGAGCGUACAGGAUCAGAUGAUGGUGGAGCUGUUGACACUUGGGUCAUGAGAAGUGAUGCAAGCCCGGCUUUACGUAAACUUCAUCGGUCACUUGAAAAGCUUCAUGAUGAUAGGGCAGCGCUGACUCAACGUCUUCGCGACUAUGUGGGUUCAUCAGCCAUUUCACUCAAAUGGACACCUGGACUGGGGCAUAUCUGUCACGUCAAAGGGGCCAAGGUUUCCCAGCAAUCUCUUGAGGAGCUAGGCGUGACGCGGAAUGUCUCAUCGACAAAGUCUACUAGAUCGUUCUAUCUCCCGGCAUGGACAGAACUGGGUGGUCAGAUGGACCAAGUCAAGCUCCAAAUACGUCAGGAAGAGAACGCGAUUUUCGAAAGUCUACGUCGCGAGGUGAUUCUGAACUUGGUCAAGAUCCGACGCAACGCAGCCGUGAUGGACGAACUGGACGUGGCAUGUUCAUUUGCAACACUAGCUCAAGAACAACAUCUCGUGCGACCUACGAUGAACAAGGGAACCUCGCACAAGAUCGUUGGAGGACGACACCCAACAGUCAAGCUGGGACUGGAAGAACAAGGACGCAAGUUCGUCAGCAAUGAUUGCUUCAUAGGCGACCCAGAACGAAUCUGGCUCAUCACCGGUCCCAACAUGGCGGGCAAAAGCACCUUUCUCCGACAGAACGCGUUGAUCACGAUCCUCGCGCAGGUGGGAUCAUUUGUCCCUGCAGCUUACGCCGAGAUAGGCAUUGUGGAUCAGAUCUUCAGCCGGAUUGGCGCAGCCGACGAUCUCUUCCGAGACCAGUCCACGUUCAUGGUGGAGAUGCUUGAAACAGCCGCGAUUCUGAAGCAAGCCACGGCGCGAUCGUUUGUGAUUAUGGACGAGGUCGGACGGGGGACGACGCCGGAGGAUGGCACGGCAGUCAGUUUCGCGUGUCUGCACCAUCUGCAUUAUCGCAAUAAAUGCCGGACGUUGUUUGCCACUCACUUCCACGCUCUGGCUGAUAUGACGGAUGACUUUGAUAGUUUGGGGAGGUACUGUACCGAUGUGAAGGAGACUGCGUCUGGGACGUUUUCAUUCAUCCACCGACUGCGGAAGGGGGUGAAUCGCGAAUCGCACGCCUUGAAGGUAGCACAGCUGGCAGGAUUACCCAAGGAGACGAUUGAGAUGGCGCGACGAGUGCGGAUGUAUCAUAGUGUACAAUAG
Aspergillus wentii DTO 134E9 is the source of this 2958-nucleotide messenger RNA. RefSeq names its product mismatch repair ATPase MSH1. Gene Ontology annotation, cellular component: nucleus. Gene Ontology annotation, biological process: mismatch repair. NCBI's taxonomy places the organism in Eukaryota, Fungi, Ascomycota, Eurotiomycetes, Eurotiales, Aspergillaceae. Bases 1 to 2958 code for a protein of 985 amino acids. The record is from RefSeq and is a predicted model, not a curated record. Gene Ontology annotation, molecular function: ATP binding; ATP-dependent DNA damage sensor activity; mismatched DNA binding. The transcript has 2 exons.